Prunus armeniaca (apricot) is the source of this 351-nucleotide messenger RNA. The record is from the annotation of a GenBank genome assembly. NCBI's taxonomy places the organism in Eukaryota, Viridiplantae, Streptophyta, Magnoliopsida, Rosales, Rosaceae.
AUGAAAAGUGAGGAAAAAGGUAAAAUAGAAAGGAACACAAAAGGAAUUGUGCUUGGAGUAUAUGCUGAGAAGAUCCUCUACCCACCUUCCCUGCACCUACAAAACGUCACAACACAUUGCUCUUUCUUUGUAACCUUUUCCAACAUCUAUCAACAACACAUUCUCUCGUCUUGUUGCUUCUGCAUCAUCUCAUUCAUCUCUGCUACUUCUUCAUCGUCCGGCCACCGAUGGAAGUCGGGAGCGGCGGCGAUACCGUCGGUGCUGAAGUUGGUGGUUUUGUUGCUACUACUACUACUAUCAACAAGGGCGACGAUGAUGAUGCAGUGCAGACGACAAAGAAAGCUUAGCUAA